Phragmites australis (common reed) is the source of this 2209-nucleotide messenger RNA. Its product is annotated as ethylene-responsive transcription factor ERF118-like. The record is from RefSeq and is a predicted model, not a curated record. Gene Ontology annotation, biological process: regulation of DNA-templated transcription. Gene Ontology annotation, molecular function: DNA binding; DNA-binding transcription factor activity. Lineage: Eukaryota; Viridiplantae; Streptophyta; Magnoliopsida; Poales; Poaceae. Bases 1150 to 2001 code for a protein of 283 amino acids. The transcript has 6 exons.
CCCCGCUCCGCUCGUCCCCAGUCUUCUCAUCUCCCCUCCCCUGCUCCUCCAGCGGAAGCCACUAAACCCCUCGCCUUCCUCCCCUCCCCCUCCCGGAGAGAGAUCAAAUACGCCAAAUCCCCGCUCCCCGCGCUAAACCCUCCGAUCCGAUCCGGCCCUCCGGAUUCGGAGCCGCUGCUGUUGCCGCGUCCCGGUCCCCCUCCCAUUCCGCCGGCUUCACCGCCCCGAUCAGUCCCCAGCUCGGGCAUCGGAGAUCGCCGUGGCACCCACGCUCGUAGAGCAGGAGUGGAGUAGCCCUCGCCGCGCGCUGUUGAUUUAUGUCGCCUGCUCUGCUGCCGCUCCAUGGUUCUGAGCUCCCGUCGACACCAGCCGCCUCUUGCUCCCUUCUCCUCCAGCCUUGGCAGAGGGGCGCCAGAGCCUGCUGGUCUCGCUUCAGGAUCUCACGUUGCCAUCGCGAUCCGCGCGAGCUCCCACGCUGAUCGCCCUGCGCUGCCGCCUCCCCCUCUCGCCUCUAUGCCUGCCUCUCCCGCGCCACCGAGUUCUGCCCCUCCCACGCCGCCACCCACGUCUCCGUCUCCACCCCCAGCCACUAGAUCGCUGUCAACAUCGACCGCGCAGAGCUCUUCUGCCCCGCCUACGGGGACCAGGUCUACGAUCCUAAUUUCGAGACCGUCGUCAAUGAGGAGGGCCGACAAGUCCAUGACACUGCCCCGUCCUCCGCCGCCGCCUUCCCGUCUCGAGAUUUGGAUUUGGGGUAAAGUACUCUGGGUUUCUGCAUUUAGACCCUUGCUUCUUACUUUGCCGUACUUGAGGCAGUAACAAUUCAAGAAUCCCCCAAAUCACAACAAAUCUUGGUCUGCUUUGGGUGGAUUGAGUUCGGCACCCAUCUUUUAGUUCAGACAAACAAUCAGAAUUCUGAUUUCUGAGACGUCUUCGACGAAGAGAACAAUCCUCCGAGACAUCUUUCUCCAGUUUUGAUCUGAAGUUGGAGAGAAUCUUUGUUCUGAUUUUACGAGAUUCCGUGCUGCAGCUGUAGAGCAGAUCAGGAGUCUUUGUCCCGAUUUUGUGUAAACAUUCUACUCGUUAUCAGUUGAGGGAAGAAUUCAAUAUUAUCUUGACCUGACUUGGAAUCUGGAAGUUUGCUACAAGAUGAUGCCCUCAAUGCAGAAGGUCCGCAUUUUCUGCUGUGAUCCUGAUGCUACCGACUCCUCCGAUGACGAAGAUGAUAAGAAAGCCUACAAGGAAAAGAAAAUGAUUAGAGAGGUGCUAGUUCCGGUGAACUCUAAAACCUCAAAACCUCUGAAGACCCUCGUGCCAUGUGGGAUGAAGGAUCGGAAGGGUCCAGAGAAGGAGCCAACGAGCAGGUACCGUGGUGUGCGCCGGCGGGCCUGGGGUCGGUGGGCAGCAGAGAUUCGCGACCCUGUGAGAAAGACCCGGAAAUGGAUCGGCACAUAUAACACUGAGGAGGAGGCUGCUGCGGCAUACCAGGCAUAUGCGAACCAGUUCCGCGCAGAGAAGCUGGCCAUGAAAGCUCAACGGUUUGUAUCAGAACGUGCAGCUUUGUCCAGCUCGUCCUCGGUCUCCUGCGUUUCUUCAUCCUUCUCGUGCGAGCAGGAGGACCAAGAACAGCAUCACAGACUAUUAAAGGAGAUAUGCCCUGAGUCUGUGGAUGAAAGCUUACUGAACUUUUCCCCCACACCUAGAGCCAAGGAGAUUUCAGUGGAUGCCUUGCUAGGCCGGAUAGAUGAGCUUCCUGUCAGUGACUCUGUCAGCCUGGCUGAUGAACUCCCGCAUGAUGAUUUCACCAGGCUGGAAGAAGUGUUCCCGAUCAGUGAUUUUAUCGGUGCGACACAUGAGCCUCUGGAUAAUGACUAUAUUGGCCUGGCAGACAUCAGCCACCUGCCUUUUCCAAUUAAGGACCCAGAGUUCGACCUGGAUGUGGAGCUUGAUUGGAAUGGGUUCGACUUCGCUUCAAUGGAACAUGAACUCGAGGUCCUUUGAGGCUGCAUCAGAGAUGUGUUUACUGAAACCGGCUCUUGAUGAUGUUGUAUUAUGUGGAAACCUGCUCUUCAUGUUCACUGAGUUGUCCGAAUGCUUCAAUGAAUUCAGACUUCAGUCUAAUAUGUAACAAGUUUCAAGUAAUAUGCACAUAUUCUAAUCUCAGAUCUGCCAUGAGUUGAUCCUGAUAAAUCUUCACUUGUUUGCAGUC